AUGACAGUUUCGGGGUUGCUGUGGAAUUGUUUCCUGCUGAUGCUGCUUCUUGGUGUGCUGAAAGCUGCACUCUCAUUUUAUUGGCCCUCGAUCGGUGAGUGGAGAUAUGACGAUUUACAUCCAUCCCUUCGGUAUCACGAAUCGUGCAGAGUGAAGCAACUGUCCGUAAACGCUGUCUUUUUCAUCGUCUAUCCCUGUGUGCUUUGCUACCGUUGGAAAACCUCCAAUCGCUGGACGCUGUGGACGGAGUGCAGUGAAACGGAGGACUUCGCACAGUACGUUGAGUAUUCGCGCGAGGAAGAGGAACUUUUGCGCCACGGUAUGAUUCGGGGACGAAUGAUAGUACAGAAAGAAAUUGUGCUGGCUGGUGGCAGGGAGGAUGAGCAACCGUGCUACAGAAAGUACGACGAUGUAGACGAUUGUGUGGUCGCAGUUGAAAAGGAGCCAUUAGAACGGCGCACUAAUCCGACAGAAUGUGAACCGUUGAACUUGUCGAGAGAUGGCGAAGGUAUGAAUAAUGAGGAAAUCCUCUUGUUGAAGUACCCUCGAGAAGAUGCACCGAAGAGGAAUGCAAUUUUUCCCAGCGGCGAAGAGGAAGGAAACGGUGAAGAAAUUAGCUUAAUUUCCCAACCUUCUAAAGCGUGUGAUGCUUCGUCGCCUGCUCUAGCCGGAGCAAAAUGGUAG
This is a messenger RNA of Anopheles moucheti, 684 nucleotides long. RefSeq lists its product as uncharacterized. Bases 1 to 684 code for a protein of 227 amino acids. NCBI's taxonomy places the organism in Eukaryota, Metazoa, Arthropoda, Insecta, Diptera, Culicidae. The record is from RefSeq and is a predicted model, not a curated record. The transcript is spliced from 3 exons.